Kazachstania africana CBS 2517 is the source of this 987-nucleotide messenger RNA. RefSeq names its product coproporphyrinogen oxidase (gene HEM13). NCBI's taxonomy places the organism in Eukaryota, Fungi, Ascomycota, Saccharomycetes, Saccharomycetales, Saccharomycetaceae. Gene Ontology annotation, cellular component: mitochondrial intermembrane space; cytoplasm. Gene Ontology annotation, molecular function: coproporphyrinogen oxidase activity. The transcript has a single exon. The coding region runs from base 1 to 987 and encodes 328 amino acids. The record is from RefSeq and is a predicted model, not a curated record.
AUGCCGGCACCAAAAGACCCUAAAAAUCUUACCAUUAGAAAACAGAUGGAAGAAUUAAUCCGUCGUAAGCAAAUUGAAAUCACGCAAGGUCUAGAAUCCUUGGAUACUGUAAAGUUCCACCCAGAUUCAUGGACCCGUGGUAAUGAUGGUGGUGGUGGUACCUCCAUGGUGAUUCAAGAUGGUAGCACUUUCGAAAAAGGUGGUGUCAACAUUUCUGUUGUUUAUGGUGAAUUAACACCAGGUGCUGUUAUUGCCAUGAAAGCUGACCACAAGAACUUAAAACUACCAGAAGAUCCUGUUACAGGUUUACCAAAGUCCGAAGGUGUUAGAUUUUUCGCUUGUGGUUUAAGUAUGGUUAUUCACCCAAAAAAUCCCCAUGCACCAACUACUCAUGCUAAUUAUAGAUAUUUCGAAACAUGGAAUGAAGAUGGUACACCACAAACUUGGUGGUUUGGUGGUGGUGCUGAUUUAACCCCAUCUUAUCUUUACGAAGAAGAUGCUGAACAUUUCCACACUUUACACAAACAAGCUCUUGACAAGCACGACACUGAGUUGUAUCCACGCUGGAAAAAGUGGGCCGAUGAGUACUAUUAUAUUACCCACCGUGGUGAAACUCGUGGUAUUGGUGGUACUUUCUUCGACGAUUUUGAUGACAGAGAUCCACAAGAGAUUUUAAAGAUUGUUGAGGAUUCGUUCGAUGCUUUCUUACCAUCCUAUUUACCAAUCAUUGAGAGAAGAAAAGAUAUGCCAUUCACUGAGGAAGAAAAGCAAUGGCAAUUAAUUAGACGUGGUAGAUACGUUGAAUUCAAUAUUAUGUACGAUAGAGGUACUCAAUUCGGUUUAAGAACUCCAGGUUCAAGAGUUGAAUCUAUCAUGAUGACUUUACCUGCUCAUGCCUCAUGGGUAUACAAUCAUCAUCCAGCUCCGGGUUCAAGGGAAGAAAAAUUGAUGCAAGCAACUACGAAGCCAAGAGAAUGGGCUAAAUAG